AGACGCCAGCAGACACACAAACACGCUCCCUCUCAGUUACAUCCACAGUCACACACAUACAGCACCACCGCCGCUGCCUCCACCAGCACUACUCACACACUCAGACACAGUGACGGCUGCCAGGCUCAGUGGGAAGCAAACCGUCAGGGAAAGAGCCUGAGAAGAAAGAGAAGAUCGCCGAGAAGAAGAGAGAAAAGAGUUGGAGGGGCACCUUGUGAAUCAGAGGGGAUUUUCCUUUUUUGUGAGAGUGCGUCUGGAUAUCAACCUUUCACCAAGGCUUUUUUCCCCCUCUUUGCUCAUCCUCCGUGCAAGACUCCAGCGAUAUCUACCUAUCUAUCCUUGGAGCUUAACAAAAGAGGGAGGGAGUGAGGAAAAAAAAACAGUCACAGCUUCAGAUCCAGACCACCCUCUCCUCUCCUCCUCCUGUUCUCUCUCUCCGGUUCAACAUCCAUGUGCAAGUUCAUCGCUGAUUCCUGUGUCUUGAGGAUAGACCAAGAAGGACGCCGUGUGUUCUUCAGGAUACAGCUGGGCUCCCGUUGGGAUCAGACUUCUCCUUUGAUUUAAGAGGGGAAAAGGACUGGAUAAAACAGAACAACAGACAGAACAAGAGAAAGAGAGACAUUGGAGGAAAAAAUUGAAAGGCAUGUUCAGGGCACCGGAGAAGAGGAGUGAUUCUAAUUUCUAAAUCACAUAGUGUCAAAAAGAGGCAAGCAGAGCGCAACCAUUAAUUCCACAUCCCCCUCUUCCCGCUCCUUUUACCCCCUUUUAGUCCUACGCUUUAGUUUUCCCUUUUUUUUCUUUCUUUGACCACUAUCCUUCUGAAUUUUGCUUUUCUAACCCCACACAUCUGUCUCCCUAAAUUAUCCUUUUCUGCUACCCUGGCUUUACGCAAUCCAAACCCCCCAAAAGACAGUUCCUUGCGAGAUCCGGUCAGACUGAAAUCCCAUGCACAGUCCAUCCUCCUGUCCAUCCCGUAUGCUUUGCAUCUAAAACGCUAACAGCAAGAAAAAAAAUCCACUCUCCGAACACCCCCCCUAAAGGAUCCAGGCCAGUGGUUGGAAGUGACCAUACCGAACCUGUGAGCUACUAUCUCCAUCCUUCAGCACCUUCAGUUGGAUUCUAUCUACAUGGGAAAACGUUUGGAGCAGCAGCCAAUGUACCCCCACUACACCUACUACUACCCCCACUAUCUCCAGACGAAGCAGUCCUAUGCUCCUCCUCCUCAGCCGAUGGCUCCACCCAGUCCGGGCACAACAGGAGGAGGUGGUGGUCAUGGAGGAGGGCUAAUGGAGCAACUUAGUAAGACCAACCUGUACAUCAGGGGUCUACCACCAGCCACCACAGACCAGGACCUUAUCAAACUCUGUCAGCCAUAUGGGAAGAUUGUAUCAACAAAGGCCAUCUUGGACAAAAACACUAACCAGUGCAAAGGCUAUGGCUUUGUGGAUUUUGACAGCCCUGCAGCAGCCCAGAAGGCUGUGGCCUCACUUAAAGCAAGUGGAGUCCAGGCACAGAUGGCGAAGCAACAGGAGCAGGACCCCACGAACCUCUACAUAUCUAACUUGCCUGUGUCGAUGGAUGAGCAGGAGCUGGAAAACAUGCUAAAGCCCUUUGGCCAUGUUAUUUCCACCCGAAUACUAAGGGAUGCCAAUGGUUUGAGCAGAGGAGUUGGCUUUGCAAGAAUGGAGUCGACAGAGAAGUGUGAUGUGGUGAUUCAAAAUUUCAAUGGAAAAUUUUUGAAAACCCCUCCAGGCAUGACAGCUCCUGCAGAGCCUUUGUUGUGCAAGUUUGCGGAUGGAGGCCAGAAGAAGAGGCAGAGCCAGGUUAAAUAUCCCCAGAAUGGUCGACCAUGGACAAGAGAGGGAGAGAGUGGUAUGGCGUUAACCUACGACCCAACGGCAAUGCAGAAUGGAUUCUACCCUUCACCCUAUAGCAUCUCGACCAAUCGGAUGAUUGCACAAACAUCAAUCACGCCCUUCAUUGCUGCUUCCCCUGUCUCCACAUAUCAGGUCCAGAGUACAUCAUGGAUGCCACAUCAACAAUAUGUUAUGCAACCUACAGGUGCUGUGAUAACCCCAGCCACGGCCAUAGAGCCCAGCUUGUCUCUUCACCCAUCCAGUGUCAUGGCUCCUCUCACCCAGCAGAUGAACCACCUCUCUCUGGGCCCAACAGGCGCUUACAUCUCUGCUGCAGCGGCUGCUCCUAUGCAAGGAACCUACAUUCCCCAGUACACUGCAGUGCCUGCCUCUGCCAUUACAGUGGAUGGUGUGGUGACAGACCCAUCUCCACAGACAACUGCCCCCUCCUCACAGGACACCAGUGGGCAGCAGCCUUUAUCAGUGGAGAGCUCAGCAGAUCAUGCCACAGCCUACUCCUACCAGCAGACAAAGUAAUGAACUUGGUAGAAAUCAUUGCUGCAUUGCCUUUAGAGGGACUGCAUGGCGGAGAUGGAGACAGAAAAAGAAUCAAAUUACAACAGAGGACAAAAACACAGCAGUGAUUUGGACGUCGCGGACAGGAAAAAUACUUCCACUCUUCACAGGAACCAAAUAAAUGCUGAACAAAGCUAAUUAUCCUUCAUAGCUGUUUGAACCAAGACAAAGACAGCUAGAAAAAAAACAAAGAAUGUUUGUUGAACUACAAGACAAUGAAAUCAAUCUCAGUCAAAGACUGAUUGAUUAUUUCACAUUUUGAGACUGUUUUUUUCCCCUCUGGAGGAAUUAAAAUAUAAAUAUAUAUAUAUAAAAGACUUAAAUCAGAACUCAUCCAACUGUACAGAAAAAAAGGAGAUUUCAUUUGAAUGUGCAGGUAGAAUUUUUGACUUUUUUAUCAAAAAAAUAAAGGAAGCAAUGUCUAGAAGAAAACACACUGUCUUCCUCUGAAAUGAAGCUGUUCUUUUCAUUCUUUUAUUAUUUGAGUAGUUUUUUUUUGUUUUUUUUUUAGAAAAUCAAUGUUUUCUUAAAUUCUUAUUGCCUUAAUUUUCUCAGACUUUGGGGAAAAAAAGACUGCAUAGUGUUACAUUCUUAAAAAAUGAUUUGAGGUGUUGUGGGAGCCUCAGAGAGGAGAGCAAAGCUAUCUGUACAGGUUUAAAAAAAUAAUUCCAUUUGUAUGAAAAUGAUAAGUGGCGAGGUGCAGAAAAUGUCAAUGGAAUAUAUGAAAAAAAUGUGUGUAUUUUUAUUUUGAAAGAGUUGAUCUCCAGCUUCCUGGGCAUUGAGGUUGGAUGUAAUGGAGGGGAGAGAAAAUCUCAUUUUGUUGUUUUCAGGUUUGGGGGAACUUUCAUUGCUGUCAUAAUGUUUUUUUAUGCUUUUUUUGUCUCACAACAGAGAACAGAAAAACCUUCAUCAACAACCAAAUUUCAAAUGAUAGGGUUUCUACAUGUGUGAUAAGCAAUAGUUUCAGUACAGCUGUCAACAGUUUCUUGAGUCUUUGACAACAGUUGAACAAACGCUGCCGGCAGAUGGCAGAUUUUAUACCAAAGACAAAGAAAUGACAUAGAAAUCUUCCUUUUGUUUGUUCACCUUUUCCCUUUUAAAAGUGAAAUACAUUUUUGCUUAUCAUGAUUUUGACCUAUAAGAUGCCGCAUCUUGGCUUAUGAGAUUAAAAUAAAACAUGCAGUAAUUCUUUAACAUAACUGCCUCAAUAAGAAGUGAAGUUUAAUUUGUCAUAUUGAACUCAUAAUGAAUUAAGAUCCACAGCUUUCUCUACAAAAUUGUGCUUUGUAAUAUUAUCAACUAUUAUUAUUUUCAUCAAACUGAGAUGCUGAAAAUGAAUCGACAUUUUGUUAAAAAGGACACAAAACAAUGUAAUUUAGAAUACAAACUGAACAUUUAGAAAAUGCAUUUGUUCUUUUAAAGCAUCGUACUGAUGUGUAGUUAUACCCAGCCAGCACCUUAACUGCAGAAGACAGCAGCCAGAAAUAAAAAUAAAUUAACAAUAUUUUUACUUUAGAACAAAUUGAAUAGAAUAUAUUGCCUAUCAAUAGAAAAUCAGAACCCAAGCCUGUCCAUCAGCCUAAUAAAAAAAACAACAACAAAAAAAAUCACAUGAAUGUUCGUUGUAAAGUUUUGGAUCAUUUUACUUAUUGAAAACAAUCAAUUCUAAUCAUAAUUCUUAAUAAUUAAAUGAUAAUUGGGCGGUUUAUCUAAGUAUAUGUCUAUUAUAUUGUCAUGUAUUGAACAGUUUAAUUUAAUGUUCAACUCUCAAUAUAAAAUGGAUAUUAAUAAAACAAUAUUUUUUAAUUGGAUAAUCAAGCUUGAUCAGCUGUAUAAUGCAAAUAUUUGGGGUUAUGUUUUACUGCGUCAUAAAUGCAAAGACUUUCUCAAAUAAUAAAAAUCUGAGAAAAAAAAACAGACUUAAACAUAAGAGAGAUUAAUACAAUCAAGGUAGUUACAUUAAUAAGGUUGUGGUUUAUUAUAAUUUGGAAAAUCAGAACUUUACCAGCUGUUUUUAAAAUAGAGAUAUACUCUCUAUUGAGUAAUAUUAUUUUACAUGUUUGCAGGUUACUUGUUAUAUUUAAUUAACAGUACAUCACUUUUAACAGCUAAAUAAAUUUGUGUUCCUGGGCUAUGACUUGUGGACAUAUACCAUUUUCACUCAGAGAUGUUUUGUUGAUUUUUAUGUCCUGUAUAAACUCUCUAAAUAGUUAUCUUAAUUUCUUUGUUACAAUUUUCUCAGAUUCUCCAAACUGAGAUUACUCUAAUUGCUGUCUGCUGCAGUUAAGAUACUGACUACACAUAAGUACUGCCCCUCUAUAACAAACAAACAGAACUUAAACUGUUUCGUGUGUUUUUCCAAACGCAAUCUUUUAACAAAAAAGGGCACUUUUACAUAGCAAAAUCCUUUCAGUUUAUAAUGGUCUUCUACAAGGGCAGAACAUUUUUUUGUGCUAUUUUUUUAUUUUUACUGGCUUUUGACAAUUACUUAAAUUUAAGCUGCUAAACACUUUUCAGUAUUGGGGAAAGAUGUAAUCAUGUGUCAUGUAUGUAUGGAAAAAAAUGCACCAUGAGCAUUAAAACAACUUGUAAUUUCAAGCCAGACUGAAGAUUGAAGAAGAAAUUAACAGAAUAUUUUUUGAGUGCGAGUGCAUCAGAUGAGCAGAAAAAAAAAAAAAAAAAGCUGACUUCAUGCUGUGGUUCACACUGGUUCUGACUCCACAUCCUUGUUGACCUAUCCCCCAAAAUCAAUCCAACUGGAGGCCGAAAAACAAGAAGGACGAAGAAAAACUGAUUUAACCAAAACAAGGUAAACUCAAACGUCUCAUGGAAAAUAAACGAUCACAAAUAAAAGAGGAGGCCGAGAAAAAAAAAAAGGUAAUAUUUAUGAGUUGUUUCUUUUUUGUACAGGUGAGUAAAAGAAGAAGAAAAACUUUGAGGAUGCUAUUUUUUUAUUUGUUUUGUCACAUGCCUCCAAUGUCUUUCAAAGUUGUGAUUUGCAGAGUGUCUGUAGAACCAGUGGGUGUUGCUGUAGAUUCACAAGUGUUUUUUCAGUUUUUUUGUUUUGUUUUCUUAUUCAACAGAAAUUUCAAUAAAUUUUUUUAA
Molecule: messenger RNA, 5537 nt
Organism: Cyprinodon variegatus (sheepshead minnow)
Lineage: Eukaryota; Metazoa; Chordata; Actinopteri; Cyprinodontiformes; Cyprinodontidae
Product: RNA-binding motif, single-stranded-interacting protein 3-like
Exons: 14
Coding region: 1128-2393 (421 amino acids)
Cellular component (GO): ribonucleoprotein complex; cytosol
Molecular function (GO): mRNA binding
Source: RefSeq, a predicted model, not a curated record